AUGGACCAAGUACACCAAAGGGCGCUGGAUGCCCUUCAACCCUUCAUCGCACUCACAGACUCAAGUAGUGCAAAUUCGCCCCGAUACGUCGCAAAUAUAGUCACAAAUGCAACAGCAAGCCCACACACGUACGUCUUCGCAGAACUCCUAGAACGGCCCGCAGUCCAAGCACUUCGCUCCCCAGACACCCCCGCCGAGCUCCAAGGGUAUCUGACGCUCCUCGAGAUCUUCGCCUGGGGGACAUGGAAAGACUACCAACAAACUCCCAAUCUCCCCGCACUCAGCGAUGAGCAAGCCCGCAAGCUCCGUCUCCUCACCCUCCUCUCUCUCGCCUCCACAAUCAAGCCCCUCACCUACGAAAUCCUUAUGGAGUCUCUCUCCCUCUCAGCCCCAUCCGACCUUGAAUCCCUCGUAACAGCAGCUAUCUAUUCCUCCCUCAUAACUGCCAGACUAUCCCCAGCGACAUCACCACCAACCGUGAACGUAACAUCCGUCGCUCCCCUCCGCGACGUAAAGCCCAGCUCCCUACCACCCAUGAUCUCAACCUUAACAGCCUGGGAAUCCCGCUGCGGCUCCGUCAUAUCCGACAUCGAAGCCGAAAUUGCCAAAAUACGAGCUGACUCCGCACAACGCCGCGCCACGGAACACGCCCGGGUCGUGAUGAUCGAAAAGACGAUUGCAAAAUGGAACGAUGAGUCCGCCGAGGCAGGCGGGGCAGGGCCCUUCGCCGGUGCUGGAAACCAAGGGGCUAAGAAGUCAGGCUGGAAACCAAAAGACCUCGGAGCGGCAUUCCGGAGUCGCGACCUCUGGGGUGGUGGAAGCAACAAGCGCGAGUUUGAUGAUGAUGGAUACUUUGAUGGCGGCUCGUUUGACUUUGAUCCUCAUGGCUCUGGGAUGGAUAUUGACGAGGACGCUGGGGUUAAAUUGGGUUCUGGUUCUGGAGGGACAAGGCAGUCGAAGCGCUUUCUGGGGAAGAAGUCAUAG
Messenger RNA from Aspergillus puulaauensis, 984 nucleotides. RefSeq lists its product as uncharacterized. The record is from RefSeq and is a predicted model, not a curated record. NCBI's taxonomy places the organism in Eukaryota, Fungi, Ascomycota, Eurotiomycetes, Eurotiales, Aspergillaceae. Bases 1 to 984 code for a protein of 327 amino acids. Gene Ontology annotation, cellular component: COP9 signalosome. The transcript has a single exon.